AUGGAGUCCCCUCUGGAGAAAGCACUGACCACUCUGGUCACCACCUUCCACAAGUACUCAGGCAGAGAGGGCAGCAAACUCACUCUGAGCCGGAGGGAGCUGAAGGAGCUGAUCCAGAAUGAGCUGUCUCUAGCAGAGAUGAAAGAGAGCAGCAUUGACAACCUGAUGAAGAGCCUGGACAAGAACAGCGACCAGGAGAUCGACUUUAAGGAGUACUCUGUGUUUCUGACCACGCUCUGCAUGGCCUACAAUGAUUUCUUCCUGGACGAGAAUAAGUGACGACCACCACCUGUUUCUGCCUGUCCCCAAGCCUACCCCCCAGCCGUCCUCUCUCCUUCCUGCCCUCCUUGCUUGUCCCUUACCCAGCCAGGAAAUAAAGA
Messenger RNA from Suncus etruscus (white-toothed pygmy shrew), 380 nucleotides. RefSeq names its product S100 calcium binding protein A5 (gene S100A5). The record is from RefSeq and is a predicted model, not a curated record. The coding region runs from base 1 to 279 and encodes 92 amino acids. Gene Ontology annotation, cellular component: cytoplasm; nucleus. The transcript is spliced from 2 exons. Lineage: Eukaryota; Metazoa; Chordata; Mammalia; Eulipotyphla; Soricidae. Gene Ontology annotation, molecular function: calcium ion binding; transition metal ion binding.